AUGAAAGUCUUUGGAUUUAAUAUCCCUAAUAUCGCCGCCGCAGUCCGAAAUGUGUUCCAGCGACCGUCUCAUAAAGACUCAACAACAACUCUACCACGGCCUCCCAGCAUUGAGUGGCUUCUCAACCACCGCGAUAUCAGACGACCCCAGACCAGGGGAGACACACCCGCCGCGUCGUUAUAUCGCAUGUACGAAUAUACCGUGCUGGGUUAUAAUACCGGCCUUCGAACCGAGAUCGAAAGCUUCUUCAACCAUCCAAACUGGCUUGUCGCAGACAUCCCCGACCCUAAGGACCCUGAUCCCGCGCGCUAUGCCAUCCUAGCUGUCCUUCCGCAGUUCCUCGUAGAAGCGUUUAAUCGGCUGAUACGUCGAGGUCUACCAAGGAAUGCGCCUACAAUUAUAGCUGGCGAUGCCCAUGAAGCUGAGCUGAGGGCAAUGCCCAUAGUGUUGGAGAGAAUGCCGCCGUGGGCUGAGAAAGUACCUAAACUAAAGGAGCCUUUGAUUAUUCCGAACAGUGAAGGUGGUACGCCUGAUGAGAAGACUAGGAGUCCGAAGUACUUGAAAAUGAAUCUCAUUAUCGAAGAGCCUUCCGUUUUCUUUGUAUAG
Venustampulla echinocandica is the source of this 606-nucleotide messenger RNA. RefSeq lists its product as uncharacterized. NCBI's taxonomy places the organism in Eukaryota, Fungi, Ascomycota, Leotiomycetes, Helotiales, Pleuroascaceae. The record is from RefSeq and is a predicted model, not a curated record. The transcript has a single exon. The coding region runs from base 1 to 606 and encodes 201 amino acids.